Girardinichthys multiradiatus is the source of this 2327-nucleotide messenger RNA. It is a transcript of the gene vps26bl, whose product is annotated as vacuolar protein sorting 26 homolog B, like. The record is from RefSeq and is a predicted model, not a curated record. The coding region runs from base 169 to 1170 and encodes 333 amino acids. Gene Ontology annotation, cellular component: retromer complex; endosome. Gene Ontology annotation, biological process: retrograde transport, endosome to Golgi; intracellular protein transport. Lineage: Eukaryota; Metazoa; Chordata; Actinopteri; Cyprinodontiformes; Goodeidae. The transcript has 6 exons.
GCGUACUUAAUCGGUAGUAACUCGGAAUGUUCAAUAAUCUUGGAAGCGUCGCGCGCUGCACAUCUCAAAGCAAAAAGAGAAACGAUUGUUGCGUUUUGUUUUUGGGAGAGACAAGCACGUCUAUUUGGACGAGCCACAUCCAAAGAUUGUGGAGAUCAACGAGCAGCAAUGAGCUUCUUCGGGUUCGGUCAGAGUGCGGACAUCGACAUAAUUCUGAAUGACGCCGAGACGAGAAAGAAAGCGGAGCACAAGAGCGAAGACGGAAGGAAGGACAACUAUUUUCUCUUUUUCGACGGUGAGACGGUGUCAGGAAAAGUCAACGUCACGCUUAAGAACCCGGGAAAGAGGUUGGAGCACAACGGCAUCAAAGUUGAGUUUGUCGGCCAGAUAGAGCUGUAUUACGACAGAGGGAACCACCAUGAGUUUGUGUCUUUGGUGAAAGACUUGGCUCGGCCAGGAGAGCUUACACAGUCCCAGACGUUUGACUUCGAGUUCACACACGUGGAGAAGCCAUACGAGUCGUAUACGGGUCAGAACGUCAAAUUGCGUUACUUUCUUAGGGCGACAAUAAACCGGAGAUUGAGUGACAUCAGCAAAGAGCUUGGCAUUGUGGUUCACACCCUGAGCACAUUCCCUGAUCUUAACUCAUCCAUCAAGAUGGAAGUGGGGAUUGAGGACUGUCUACACAUAGAAUUUGAGUACAAUAAAUCCAAAUAUCACCUAAAAGAUGUGAUUGUAGGAAAGAUUUACUUCCUUCUGGUGAGGAUUAAGAUUAGACAUAUGGAAAUUGACAUCAUCCGACGAGAGACCACUGGUACAGGACCCAGUGUAUACCAUGAGAAUGACACCAUAGCAAAGUAUGAGAUUAUGGACGGAGCCCCAGUCAGAGGAGAAUCUAUUCCCAUCCGGUUGUUUCUGGCAGGCUAUGAAUUGACACCGACCAUGAGAGACGUCAACAAGAAGUUUUCAGUGAGAUACUACCUCAACUUGGUUCUCAUAGACGAGGAGGAAAGACGCUAUUUCAAACAACAGGAAAUCAUUUUGUGGAGGAAAGGUGACAUAGUGCGGAAGAGCAUGUCUCAUCAAGCCAUGAUUGCGGCACAGCGUUUCGAGGGUUCCUCCAAUCCAGAGAAGGCCCACAGUCAGAGCACUGAACAAGACGACAGCUAAAUCCCAGCCGGAGCGUCAUCUAAAUGAACACAGUUCAGAUAUGUCGGUCCAAAUGUUGAGUGAGAGAGUGAGUUAAUCUUUGAAUUACAAUUUGUGUGUGAAGGGAACAAACGGUCACACUCUGGACUGUAGUUUAUAUUUCAGUUUAACCAUCUUAAAGCACUGUCUACAUGGAGCACUGAGACUAAUGAAAUGAUGCCAGCAACUUUCUGUCUUUCACAAUUAUCCUAAAGGAAUCUAUAAGUGGUCAUUUAUUACACCGAUCAUUAAGGAAAACAUCUUUAACAUAUCAGCCACAGGUAUGUUUGGGACAACGUUGGUGUCUUCAGUGUUUAUACCUGGCUAAAAGAUUGCACUGUGAGGAAACUGUAGUCAUACAGCAGCUCUAGAAAGAGUGGCUCUAUCAAACGUUGUGUGUCACUUCACAGAAACAUGACAAUGUGAAAGAAUUGAUUAAUGUGUGCUAGAACUCAUUCAGAGGAUUAUGUUGCUGCCACCUUCUGCUUUUUUCUUUAAACUUUGCUUGUAGUUUGCAGACAUAGCUUGCCUCUAGAAUCCCAAACAAAAAGUACAAAACCUCAGAAAUGGUCUCCAUAAGAAGACAAACACUAUCAUUUGCAAAAAUGUACAUGUGGACAAUAUUUUCAUACAUUCCAGUGCUGUUGUAAGCAAUAAACAUGAUUGUAAAGCAUUUUAAUUAAAAACACAUUUUUAACUAACAUUUUACAUGUAAUAUGCAUCCAUCAAAUGUGGGUUGAUGUCAACUCUCCAGUGGUUUCUUUAACAACACAUGUAAUUUCCCUGUGUUCCUAUAUGUUUAUUAUAAGGUUGUUAAAGUCACCAUUGACGUCUUGUUUUGGGGCCCAGCUGUUAUUUUGCACUAUGACAUCCUUCUGUUUAGUUCUGUUUUCUGCUCUUUAUUCUGUUUAUGACUGAUCCAAUGGCAGGGUUCAUGAGCAGAAUAAAAGUAUGCCUUUAAAUGAUCAUAACUAAAGAUGUAUUAAUCAGAUAUUUCCUGGCCAAUACUGAUUAUUGGUUUUCUUUGCAGUGUGACCUGCUGAUUUCCUAAGGAUUCUAACUGAUAGAAAACAGGAAAAAUGUGCUGCAGAUUCAGAUAGAGCCAAUAGUUUUUUAUGAAAAUAAAAGAGUAAAGUACA